AUGGCGCAAACGGAACGCGAACAUGGACAUGAACAUGAACACUCCUCCCGCAGCUCAACGGACGACAUCGAGUCCGGGUCGCACGACGACAACAUCCAGGAUGCUACGGACAGACUAGAAAAGCAGAGCACGGCCGCAUCGGGGCUAUCCGUCUUCGAGCAGCGCGCACAGUCUGUAGUAUCGCGAAUGCGCAGUCGCGAGCCGGGCCAGACGGCGAAAUUCACACACCCGCUAACGCAUACGAAAACGAGUCCGGAUGUUAUUGUUGAUUUCGAGGGGCCGGAUGAUCCAUACAGGCCGCUGAAUUGGAGUUUUAAGAAGAAGGCUGUUACGACCGUUUUGUAUGGAUUGACUACGAUGGGUGCUACUUGGGCGAGUUCUAUAUACUCGACGGGUCAGACGCAGAUCAGUGAACAAUAUGGUGUUUCGACGGAGGUUUCUACACUCGGUACUUCGUUGCUUCUAUUCGGGCUGGGACUUGGUCCUCUCGUUUGGGCGCCGCUGUCAGAGGUCUUUGGUCGCAAACCUGCUGUUCUGGCACCGUACUUUAUUGCCGCUAUCAUGUCGUUUGGUACCGCGACGGCGAAGGAUUUGCAGACGAUCAUGUUGACCCGAUUCUUCACGGGCUUCUUCGGUUCCGCGCCGGUGACCAAUACCGGUGGUGUUCUGAGUGAUAUCUGGCCCCCCGAACAGCGCGGUGCUGCAAUUGUUGGAUACGCCAUGGCAGUGGUUGGUGGACCUGUGCUGGGGCCUAUUGUCGGUGGUGCGAUUGUCCAAAGCUACCUCCGUUGGCGAUGGACUGAAUACCUUACCGGCAUCAUGAUGAUGUUUUUCCUUGUCAUGGACCUCCUCUUCAUCGACGAAAGCUACCCACCCGUGCUACUAGUAUACAAAGCCCGGCGCCUGCGCUUCGAAAGCGGCAACUGGGCCCUCCAUGCCCGUCACGAAGAAUGGGACGUAACAUUCAAAGAACUGAGCAACAAAUACCUUAUUCGUCCGUUCCAGCUCCUCGCAACCCCAAUCUGCUUCCUCGUCGCCCUCUACGCCUCCUUCGUCUACGGCAUCCUCUACCUAAGUCUGGCCGCCUUCCCAAUCGUCUUCCAAGAAGUGCGCGGAUGGAACCAAGUCGUCGGAGCCCUCCCUUUCCUCGCCUACCUCGUCGGCAUCCUCAUCGGCGCCGUAAUCAAUAUCGGAAACCAGCGCUUCUACAUCAAGCGCUUCAAAGCAAACAACAAUCGCGCCGUCCCCGAAGCCCGUCUCCCUCCCAUGAUGCUAGGCUCGGUCCUCUUCGCAGCGGGAUUGUUCGUCUUUGGCUGGACGAGCCCGAAACACAUCCAUUGGAUUGGCCCGAUCAUCGGUGCUGUAAUGAUGGGUUUCGGCUUCUUUACUAUUUUCCAAGCUGCCCUCAACUACCUCAUUGAUACCUUCCAGCGGUACUCGGCCAGUGCGGUUGCGGCGAAUACGUUCCUACGCUCGGUCUUUGCGGGCUGUUUCCCGCUUUUCACUAGCGCCAUGUUUCAUGGCCUCGGCGUGCCCUGGGCUGCGAGUGUGUUAGGGUUCGUUUCUGUUGCGCUGAUUCCGAUCCCGUAUCUGUUCUACACGUACGGACGACGCAUUCGAGCGCGUGGGAAGUGGUCACUUGAAUCGCUUUAG
Molecule: messenger RNA, 1653 nt
Organism: Penicillium cinerascens
Lineage: Eukaryota; Fungi; Ascomycota; Eurotiomycetes; Eurotiales; Aspergillaceae
Product: MFS transporter
Exons: 4
Coding region: 1-1653 (550 amino acids)
Biological process (GO): transmembrane transport
Molecular function (GO): transmembrane transporter activity
Source: RefSeq, a predicted model, not a curated record